Apaloderma vittatum (bar-tailed trogon) is the source of this 1389-nucleotide messenger RNA. RefSeq names its product protein FAM179A-like. The record is from RefSeq and is a predicted model, not a curated record. NCBI's taxonomy places the organism in Eukaryota, Metazoa, Chordata, Aves, Trogoniformes, Trogonidae.
AUGGCAACGCAAGAUGAUUUUGCAGCAGCAAAGUACCACGCCCCAGUUGCUCUCUACUGUGGGAGCGUUCCUAAAUUCAAAUCCAGAUACACAACUCUGCAAGGUGGAAGCGUGGAUUCAGACACAUGGUUUUGUGACAGCAGCUGGAUUACUGAAGAAGAAGCCUUGACCCAGGACCCCCGAGAGAGGGAGGUGAGCAGCGCUAGCCUAGAAACCAUUCAGAUCAAGGACAAGCUGAAGAAAAGGAGGAUGUCUGAGGGCCUCUUACCCUCACAGAAAGGCCUGACUGACUGCAGUGACGCCAAGGGGGUUAUCCUGGAGUCAGCAGUUUCUGGACCAGCUUCUCAGAGGUCUCUGAUAACCUCCAAGCCCAUGCCUCCCAUCCAGAACAGCCUUCCUUCCUCAGAGCCCAGCGGGAUGAGCGAUGGAGAGCAGGAGCAUGGGGAAAAUGGCACAGGCUGUGGUGACAGUGAUGGGAAGAACAAGGAGCUGAUGUCAGAGGACAAAGGACAUCAAGCCUCCCUGCUGCCCUUGUACUACCGUGGUGGGAAUGGGAAGAAGUCACUGGGAGUGCCUUUGAUUCCCCCUAUCGUCAAGUCAGCGAGACCAUCCGAUGAGGCGCCUGGCAGCUCUGCAGUGCAUCUCUCAAGCUCUCAGCACCAAGAGGCCCUGGAGAUGACGCCAAGAUCAAGCAAUAGCAGUGAAGAGAAGACCCUUGAAUCUCCAGAGCUCCGGACUCUGGAACCCAUCUUACCUGUUCUUCAGCAUCAUGUUGUUGAUGCCGUGAAGUCUGCUGGGCAUCUACAUGAACCUGUGCCCCCCUUAGCAGUCCUCCCACUCAACCAGGACAAGGAGAUGGAUCGUCUGAUGAGCCCUCACCUCCUGAGUGACGAUGACUUGAGGGACAGCAAUGGACGGAUCCACGUUACCUUGUCCAAGUCAGCUCAGAAGAAAAUAUACCAGAAGCGGAUGAGAGAAAUGGAACUCUUGCGCCUGGAGAGGGAGAAAGAGAGGGAUAAGGAAAAGUCCUUGGAGUUCUCUACAAAAAAUGUUGACCCUGGGGUUGCAGCCAAAGAAAGCUUUGGACUACCGCCUAUCAAUGGGAUGGUUUCUCUUUCUGCCAGCACAAGCAAUGCCUGCAGGGAAAGUGCUGGUACUGCCUUGAGGAAGCGGGAGAACAGGUCCUCGCUGCCCAGCAUCCACGUCAACACCGAGGGUUGCAGCUUCCCACGCAACUCCUCAGCAAACUCGCUGCCGGCCGUUGGCCUUGACUUCCUGGAGUGGGGAGAGGAGCCGGCGCGUGGGGCCUCCUGGGAAGCCAGACCCUUCCCUCAUCCACAGCAGGAGCUGCUCAACGCGCUCACGUGGCUCAAGAGUGACGACUGGUGA